Molecule: messenger RNA, 786 nt
Organism: Humulus lupulus (European hop)
Lineage: Eukaryota; Viridiplantae; Streptophyta; Magnoliopsida; Rosales; Cannabaceae
Product: large ribosomal subunit protein uL2z-like
Exons: 2
Coding region: 1-786 (261 amino acids)
Biological process (GO): cytoplasmic translation
Cellular component (GO): cytosolic large ribosomal subunit; ribosome
Molecular function (GO): structural constituent of ribosome; RNA binding
Source: RefSeq, a predicted model, not a curated record
AUGGGAAGAGUCAUUCGCGCUCAGCGUAAGGGUGCGGGUUCGGUCUUCAAAUCCCACUCUCAUCACCGUAAGGGUCCGGCGCGGUUCAGGCCUCUGGACUUCGGCGAGCGCAAUGGGUACCUGAAAGGAGUGGUCACGGACAUCAUCCACGACCCAGGGCGCGGCGCCCCACUUGCCCAAGUCACGUUCCGUCACCCCUUCCGGUACAAGCACCAGAAGGAGCUUUUCAUCGCCGCAGAAGGGCUGUACUCUGGCCAGUUUAUCUACUGUGGUAAGAAGGCCAAUCUCGUUGUUGGUAAUGUUCUUCCUCUCAGAUCUCUUCCUGAAGGUACUGUCGUCUGCAACGUUGAGCACCACGUUGGUGACCGUGGUGUUCUCGCUAGGGCUUCUGGUGACUACGCCGUCGUUAUCAGCCAUAACCCGGAUAACGGGACUAGCAGAAUUAAGCUCCCAUCUGGUGCCAAGAAGAUUUUGUCAAGCAACUGCCGAGCUAUGAUCGGUCAGGUGGCCGGUGGGGGGAGGACUGAGAAGCCGAUGUUGAAGGCAGGAAAUGCAUACCACAAAUACAGAGUGAAGAGGAACAGUUGGCCUAAAGUUCGUGGUGUUGCCAUGAAUCCUGUGGACCAUCCCCACGGUGGUGGUAACCACCAGCACAUUGGUCAUGCCAGUACCGUGGCCGGAGAUGCUCCACCAGGGCAAAAGGUUGGUCUCAAUAGUGCCAGGAGGACUGGUCGUCUAAAAGGACAAGCUGCAGUUGCUGCUUCCAAAGCAGACAAGUCUAAUUAG